This is a messenger RNA of Ilex paraguariensis (yerba mate), 270 nucleotides long. Lineage: Eukaryota; Viridiplantae; Streptophyta; Magnoliopsida; Aquifoliales; Aquifoliaceae. The record is from the annotation of a GenBank genome assembly.
AUGGGUGUUCUUUCAUCUUCAAACGCCAAGCAAUGGACGCUGGGUUCGGCUUUUUUCGUAAUAUGCAUCUGCUGCUUCUUCCUCGCCGGCGGUACCGCUGCUGCACGGCAGCUGAACAGCGGAAACUCAUCAAACCCUGGCAGGGACCAGAUUCGCCGGAACCUUUUGGACAAUGGACUCGGUUUAACACCACAGAUGGGAUGGAAUAGCUGGAACCAUUUCAAUUGCCACAUUAAAGAGAAAUUAAUCAGGGAAACAGCGGAUGCAAUG